AGGCAUGCCGGGAAUGGUAGUCUGCGUGGGCAUGCGGGCGCCGGGCUGAUCCACGGCCGGGACUACAAUUCCCGUCAGUCUCGGGGGGUGUCCAGGGGCGGGGCGCCGGUGGCGGGAGGGCUCCCUCACAGCGGGCAGCCGCGUGGGUGCCCCGCUGGGCGGAGAGCCGCGGCCCGUUCCCCGCUGAGGCCGCCGUGCUCGCGUCCCCUUCCUGCUUGAGGGGUGGGUCGAGUCUAAUGAGAGCGGCGCUGAUUGGCUUGGAGAGACGCCCCCUCUUGGCGCCAGCCAAUAGGCGCGCGGGACACUGCGGCGGGUGUGAAGCCGGGCAGAGGAGCACGAUGUUCCUGGUGGGACUCUCGGGUGGGAUCGCAUCGGGGAAGAGCACGGUGGUGGCCGUGCUGCGGGAGCUGGGCUGUGCCGUGAUCGAUGCCGAUGUCAUUGCCAGGCAGGUGGUGCAGCCCCACUCCAAGGCCCAUCAGCAGAUCCUGCAGCACUUUGGCACCGAGAUCCUCCUGGAGAACGGCGAGAUAAACCGUGAGGCUCUCGGAAAUAUUAUCUUCUCUCAGCCAGAGAAACGGCGGCUGCUGAACUCCAUCACCCACCCUGAGAUCAUGAAGGAGAUGCUGAAGCAGGUCCUGAAGUACUUUGUACUCGGCUACCACUACGUGAUCCUUGACAUCCCUCUGCUCUUUGAGACCCGUGGAUUGACCAGGUUUAUGAAAUACACAGUGCUGGUUUAUUGUGACCCCCCGACGCAGCUGGCGCGGCUGAUGAAGAGGAACGGGCUGGGCGUGGCUGAGGCCGAAGCUCGGAUCAGCUCGCAGCUGCCCCUGGACGAGAAGCGCAAGUGGGCGACGCAUGUCAUCGACAACUGCGGGGACCGGGAGAGCACCCGGCGGCAGGUGCUGCGCCUGCACGCCCACCUGGAGGAUUCCCUGCACUUCCUCUGGGCGCGGCUGGCCGUGGGCGCGGCUGUGGCCGGGCUCGGAGGGCUGGUGUUCCUCCUCAUCCGGCAUUUCAUCUCUUAAUUCACCUUUUCUCUUAGUCAGGGAAGGGGCCUGAAUUUCCCUCUUUGAAAAGGGCAGUGAAAGGCCACCUCUGUUAAUGAGCUUUGCCAGCUGAAUGCAGACAGCGGUAUGAGGCGUCUCCUUGCACACUUCCCAAGGUGAACACAGCCAGAGGUUUUUUCAGGCACAUUCUCCCUGCUCAGGUUCUCACCCACCAGCUGUACCUGUGGGAUGAGGCCCUUGUCCCAUUGUGGGUCUCUAUUGUGGGUCUUCAGUGACAUGAGGCACUUUAAUCUGGGACAAUCUCACUUUAAUCGGGUACAAUCUCACUUUAAUGUCUUCCAGGACAAUCUCCUCCCUAGGGCUGGGUGCCUUCUCAGGCACCGUUAUUGCCUCCAGUGUCCCUUGGGUGAUUCCUCAUAGCUCACCCCUCCUAAUCCAAAUUUAGACUUGAAAUUUCCCCUCUUUCAUUGUGAUUUGAUGGAAAUUUGUUAAAUCAGCGAGGGGGAGGACAGCACCUCGUUCACAUGGAUCAGGUGUUCAGAUGGCUGCUCCUCCCCCCUGCCCUCUCCUUCUGUGGCCAUCACUUGUGAGUCACCCUUGGCUUUGGAUCCAAGGCUCUGUAGCAGGCUGGGCUCUACCUCGUUCAAACUCAUUUCCUGCUGUUUGAGCUUCCUUCGGCGGCAGUUUCCCGGUGGGAGAGCCGAGCCUGGGCGAGGCGGGUCUUGGGUCUUCACUUUUGUUUUAAUAAAACACUGAACAGCAGCUGCUCCGCAUCCCGCGGCUGCUCCCGCGGCUCCUCCCAGCCUGCUCCCAGCUUGUUCCUAUGCCGGGGCACGGCUGCACUCUGUAAAGUUCAGCACACGCAGGAAGAGCUGCCGGCCGCUCCUGCUUUUCCCAGUAAACAUCCCUGAGCUGCUCCAGGAGCUGCUCGGAGCAGCAGCCCUUCCACGACCUUCCCGGGGGGGGGCUGUGGCUCAGUGUUGGCUCUGGGCACCCCACGGGGUGGGUCUGCCUUUCUUGGAUGUGAUCCUGGACCUGCUGUGGUUCUCUGUGGCCGGCACAGGGUUCCCUCUGGGGUACCCCUUUCACCACCGCUUGUCCCCACACUUUGAGAAAGGUGGGUGCUGCCAGCCCCUGCACAUGAUGAUCCCUGGCGUCCUCCAGCAUGCUCCCACCCUCCUGCCUGGCUUUGGUCCUGUGAGGCAGUGUCCUGCGUGUCCCCUGUGCCAUCCUUUAGGCACGGGGACCUUCCCAGGGUGUCCACAGCCAGCACGUGCCCCUUUUUGGGGCCAGACACUCGUCCACCCCCGUCCUGAGUCCCAGUCUUCACCUGCCUGGGUGAGGUCCCAUGUCUCACCCGCCUGGAGAGAGACCCGGUGGUCCCUGUGCAGCCCCAGGGAGCAUCCCCGAGCUGGAGCGCCCUGCUGGCUACCCCGGUUC
This is a messenger RNA of Ficedula albicollis (Collared flycatcher), 2450 nucleotides long. RefSeq names its product dephospho-CoA kinase domain containing (gene DCAKD). NCBI's taxonomy places the organism in Eukaryota, Metazoa, Chordata, Aves, Passeriformes, Muscicapidae. The record is from RefSeq and is a predicted model, not a curated record. The coding region runs from base 237 to 1028 and encodes 263 amino acids. The transcript has 6 exons. Gene Ontology annotation, molecular function: dephospho-CoA kinase activity; ATP binding. Gene Ontology annotation, biological process: coenzyme A biosynthetic process.